GCACCAAUAGUGAAAAUGGUUCUACAAUUGUUGAUUGCUUGUUAUUUACUUGGAGACGACCUCUCUAAUUUUCAUUUCUUUCCCACAGCUAAUUUAAGGAAAUUGAAGGAUUUAUUGCAUAAAAGUGACAACAGGAUAUGUGCAGAUUGUGCUGCCCCAGAUCCUAAAUGGGCGUCAUCUAAUAUUGGAGUAUUUAUAUGCCUAAAAUGUUCAGGUGUACACAGAAGUCUAGGCACUCAUAUCUCAAAGGUUCUAUCUGUGACAUUAGAUGAAUGGUCUGACGAGGAAAUUCAGUCCAUGAUUGAGGUUGGCGGAAACUCUUAUGCCAACUCAAUUUAUGAGGCAUUCCUCCCAGCAGAAUUUUCCAAACCCACCCCAGACUCAUGUAAUGAAGAGCGCUCCAAAUUCAUCAGGUCAAAGUAUGAGCUGCAAGAAUUUUUGAAGCCUAGCCUUCGGAUUGUUUCUUCAAAGACCUCCAGUUCUUUCACAUCAUGUGAUUCCGGGAAGGAUGUGGAUUCUGAUGCCUUGAAUACUUCACAGGCAGGUAUGGUAGAGUUCAUUGGAAUAUUGAAUGUCAAAGUGAUAAAAGGCACAAAUUUGGCUGUUAGAGAUUUACGAAGCAGUGAUCCUUAUGUUGUUCUUACUCUUGGGCAACAGAAGGCGAAGACGACUGUAGUAAAGAGCAAUCUAAAUCCAGUUUGGAACGAGGAGCUUAAGCUUUCAGUUCCCGAGUCUUACAAGGCCCUUAAAUUGGAAGUGUAUGAUCAUGAUCUACUCUCUGCCGAUGAUUUAAUGGGUGAAGCAGAAAUUGAUCUUCAGCCAAUGAUUGCAUCUGCAAUGGCUUUUGGGGAUCCCGAACUCCUAUCUAAUAUGCAAAUCGGGAAGUGGUUGAAAACGGCAGACAAUGCCCUCAUCGAGGACAGCGCUGUGAACAUUGUUGAUGGGAAAAUAAAGCAAGAGAUAUCGCUGAAGCUACAGAAAGUGGAGUCCGGAGAGAUUUUCUUAGAAUUGGAGUGGACUCCUCUUAAUCUCUGAUGCAGUAGACUUUCCCAAUUUUCACUAUAUAUGUUGUAUUUGUCAUCAUUUUUUUUGCAUUUUUCUUGCACUGUAAUUUAUGGCUGCUGUGUUGUACUCUUUGUACAAGUUCCUUUGUUUUGAUUCAAGUUGUUUAUCUUUGAUUUUAUGGGUGUCGAGAAAUUAUGUUUUUAUGUAACUAUUAUCAAAAAUAUAAACUGUGUCAUUGAACAA
This is a messenger RNA of Asparagus officinalis (garden asparagus), 1248 nucleotides long. RefSeq names its product ADP-ribosylation factor GTPase-activating protein AGD12-like. The transcript has 7 exons. NCBI's taxonomy places the organism in Eukaryota, Viridiplantae, Streptophyta, Magnoliopsida, Asparagales, Asparagaceae. Gene Ontology annotation, molecular function: phospholipid binding; GTPase activator activity. The record is from RefSeq and is a predicted model, not a curated record. Bases 16 to 1035 code for a protein of 339 amino acids.